Messenger RNA from Hyaloscypha bicolor E, 516 nucleotides. RefSeq lists its product as uncharacterized. The coding region runs from base 1 to 516 and encodes 171 amino acids. The record is from RefSeq and is a predicted model, not a curated record. Lineage: Eukaryota; Fungi; Ascomycota; Leotiomycetes; Helotiales; Hyaloscyphaceae. The transcript has a single exon.
AUGGUAGUGAGGGCCUCUGCUCUGUAUCUCCCAUUAUUGCCAUUUUGUACUGUAGGACUACUGGCUGUGCAAUGUUUACCAGGGGGAUUCAAAGCGUAUCCCAUUUACCCAGCAAGCCAAGUACUUUCCAACGCCGCCGAGGACGGACUCCUUGAUGAUCUUAGCCAUUCUGCUGUUUUGGGUGCCGCGGGCAGACAAAACAGCAGGUUACAGUCAGGAAUCGUGAUCGUGGGUCCUUCGCCAAAGAUGUGGACAGUUACAAAUGAAAGCAAAACCAUCGAACUGGGAAUUUCUCGCCAUUAUCGAGCUGUACCUUGCGGUCAUGAAUCCAUGUCUCUCGUUCCCCGCACUCUUCCUCCACGAGCCAACAGCACUGCACUUUCGAUGAGCUGUCGUUCAUUUAAUCUCUUUGACUUUUACACUCCAUCGAAAACUGUGAUCGAAGCAUGGCUGGCAGCCGAAGGGAAAGGGCUAUUGGACUCUGACACAAUUUCACCUGGCGACGCAAAACUUUGA